UUUUGUUUUUAAACGUGUAAUUGGAAAGAGGGAUGGUUUCCAAGAAGAAAUCAAGUGAGGAUUGUAUUCUUUGGACUGUUCAAGAGGUCUAGAGGAAUAAUGAACUAUCGUUUUCUGGUGUAGCUCUUGGGGAAAUUUUUUUCUGACUUUAAACUGGUGGCUUGCCCUCCCCCAGGCUGAGCAUAAAAUUUAGCAUUAAUUGGGGUGUAGAUUGAGAAGGAAAAACAAAUCUUUCACACCAUCUAAAAAGCUCGGUCUCAAGUGCAGCUGUCCCUUCCCUCUCCCACUUGACUAGAAGGCUGAUAGACUGAGGCAGGUAUCACUUGAGGUUUACGAAGAAGCUCGAUUUGCUUCUCGGAGAUUUUAGCCAUGUUUGCUAGAUGCAUUAUGGACAUGGGGGAUGGAAUCCAAAUAAAACUUAUGUUUAGCUACCUUGUUUGUGUCGUGCAAACUUCCUUUUAACUGUCAUGCAUUUUUCUAGUAAUAGCUCUUCAAGUCUGCAAUAAAAAAUGGCCUCCAAUAAAACUACAUUGCAAAAAAUGGGAAAGAAGCAGAAUGGAAAGAGUAAAAAAGUCGAAGAGGCUGAACCUGAAGAAUUUGUGGUAGAAAAAGUUCUGGACCGGCGUGUUGUGAAUGGGAAGGUGGAAUAUUUCUUAAAAUGGAAGGGAUUUACAGAUGCUGAUAAUACUUGGGAACCUGAAGAAAAUUUAGAUUGUCCAGAAUUAAUUGAAGCAUUUCUCAACUCUCAAAAAGCUGGUAAAGAAAAAGAUGGUACGAAAAGAAAGUCUUUAUCUGACAGUGAAUCUGACGACAGCAAGUCAAAGAAGAAAAGAGAUGCUGCUGACAAACCAAGGGGCUUUGCCAGAGGUCUUGAUCCUGAACGAAUAAUUGGUGCUACAGACAGCAGUGGGGAAUUGAUGUUUCUCAUGAAAUGGAAAGAUUCAGAUGAGGCAGACUUGGUGCUGGCAAAAGAGGCAAACAUGAAAUGCCCUCAGAUUGUCAUUGCGCUUUAUGAAGAGAGACUCACUUGGCAUUCUUGUCCAGAAGACGAAGCUCAAUAAUUGUUUGCAUUGCUUUUUAUAUAUAUUUAUAUAUAUAUAAAAUUUGGGUCUUGGGUUUUUUUGUUUCUGUUUUGAAUUAUUAGUGAGAAGAAUAACUACAUUCUAAUGGAAAUCAAGUUUGAUAUGUUUUUUUUGGAGUAGUACUGGGGGAGUUGGGGUUAUUUUGUUGUUGUAUAAACAGCACUGGUUACUUUGAACAAAUAAAGCUUUCGGUAGUUGCUUCAUUUAUCAGAAAAGAACAUUUGAUACCAUGGUAUAUUAUUUCCUCUGCAUUACAAAAUAGCUUUUCUAAAUAUUGGAAGUUCUAGUUAUUACUGAGUCAGAACUUGUUUAAACCAUAAUGUAUGCCUAAGGACCAUUCUGGAUGUUUGGGUCUUUGUUUUUCUGUGUGUAUGCAUAAAUACGUAUGUAUAUUUUAUUUUGUUUUUACCUUCACCAAAAACUGUUCUAAACAAAAAUGGCAUUUAACAACCAUGGUUAUCUCCCUGUUGUUACAGGGACGGAUGCUAUCCUUCUGAGCAACUCAAGAUCACUUGUCAAGUAAAAUGGUGGGGGGGAAGGGGGGACUUGUGAGCCAUAAGCUUUUAAAUCAAAUAAAUGAUCCAGUAAUUAAUUAAACAACUCUCAAAUCCACACUUAUAGAAUCAUAUAAAUGAAACUAUUUGCAAAGUCCCCUGUGUGCACAAAAAAAUCUUAACUACUACUCAAAACCUCCCAACCCAAAUAAAACUGGACUGAUGUUGGUAUGUCUUCACGGUGGGUAUUGGUUCCUUUUAGAUAACCUUUUCUUUUUUACAGAAAGUUAAGAUCUGUGCUAUGUAAAAGGUGAUUCAUGGAAUGUUUUAAGACCUCGCUGGUGAAAAACCUAAUGAGCUGGUUAGCGGUGCUGCCGCUGAGGACCUGCUUCACAAAUGGUGAACAAGCGUGUCAUCCCGACUCCUGACCUGCUGGUUUCUGUCCCAACCCAUUCUUCACAUGGAGAUUCAACCUUCUCAGUAUCGGGGUUUGUUUCUAUCCCAACCCACUCUUCACAGGGACGUCCUGCCUUCUCAGUAUCGGGGAGACUCUAGAUCAGCUAAAGCCAGGAAAAACAACUUUGUCGUAAUCAGAAUGUUAACCCGAUUGUAUAUUGUUUACUUUAUUGUAAAUACUGGUGAACCGUGGUCAAUAAAUAGUUUUAUAUUCCUUUA
This is a messenger RNA of Echinops telfairi (small Madagascar hedgehog), 2251 nucleotides long. RefSeq names its product chromobox 3 (gene CBX3). The transcript is spliced from 5 exons. Gene Ontology annotation, cellular component: pericentric heterochromatin; nucleus. The record is from RefSeq and is a predicted model, not a curated record. NCBI's taxonomy places the organism in Eukaryota, Metazoa, Chordata, Mammalia, Afrosoricida, Tenrecidae. Gene Ontology annotation, biological process: chromatin organization; negative regulation of transcription by RNA polymerase II. Gene Ontology annotation, molecular function: chromatin binding. The coding region runs from base 510 to 1061 and encodes 183 amino acids.